AUGUUAGAAAACAAAAGAAAAGAAUAUAUUCAGUUAUCAGUAGCCAUAACAAGAGCCAAAAAAGCCGGUAAGAAUAUCACCGAAUUAUUAAUCCAAAGGCAAAAGUUAAUCAGUGAAAGACCCAACCAAACUAAAUCACGGGAACAAAUUAACCGCAAUUAUUACCGAAAGAACAAAGAAAUUUUACAAAAGCAAGCAAGAAGCAAAAAGGAGGAGGAAAAAGAACGAGAACAAGAAAGACGAGAACAAGCAGUAAAAGUAUUAGCCACGAAACUUUACGAGGUUAACAACAUUAAAGUUUUAAUGUCUUUUAAAGCAUACACGGAAUUAAGCAAAGAAAAAAAGAAACUGGAAGAAGCCGAUAAUUUAAUCAGAGAUUACCGGGAGACGGCCACAAACAAAGAAAGAAGCGAUGAAAGAA
Racocetra fulgida is the source of this 421-nucleotide messenger RNA. The record is from the annotation of a GenBank genome assembly. Lineage: Eukaryota; Fungi; Glomeromycota; Glomeromycetes; Diversisporales; Gigasporaceae.